This is a messenger RNA of Phytophthora nicotianae INRA-310, 1531 nucleotides long. RefSeq lists its product as hypothetical. NCBI's taxonomy places the organism in Eukaryota, Oomycota, Peronosporomycetes, Peronosporales, Peronosporaceae. The coding region runs from base 87 to 1328 and encodes 413 amino acids. The transcript has a single exon. The record is from RefSeq and is a predicted model, not a curated record.
CGGCUUCCUCUACCUUGUCAACGGACAGUCUCCAAUUUAUCUCCUGAUAGGCAGGACAGGACACUUUAACCGCGUUGCUGCCUGAAAUGCGAGCUCCGCGCCGUGCUCGACACCAGAUAGCUGUCCGAGCUCCAGUACUGGCAAGCCGCAAAAAACAAAAGGCACUUUGCCACCCCACCAGCAGCUCCGCCGUGACGCCGCCUACUGCCAGUUCGUCAUCCUACCGAUCAUCGGUGCGGCGGGCAGUUCAAGUGGAUGAUCGAGAACUCUUCCGUCGCACACGACGCGUGCAACGCUGGCAGGAUCUGUCCCGCAACAGCGAUGACUACACGUCCGCAAAUCUGGUGAACCAGGGGUGGAAAUGGCGACGUCAGAAGAAGGGCUUCGAGCUUUACACCCGGCAGUCUCCGAAGCUAAACAUCUCCGGAGCUCCAAUAGGCUCCCAACCUUUCUCAUCGAUAUUGGACAGCGAGAUCUUAGCAGUAGGAAACGUAGCCUGCUCCAUCAGCCAACUAGCAUCGCCACUGCGAUCUCCUAGUGAGAGCGAGUACAACUCGGUGAUGCACUCGCUGUACGGCUCCGACUUCAUUUACGGCUCUCUCGUCCACAAAGCCGUAUUUCGUCGCAGGUCGCGCGCCAACAGUGCCCAGACGGAAGAUCGCAGCAACCAGCUACUGGUCAAAACGUGCGCGUUCGUGCACACCUCCCUGUUCGACAAGAAGAACGAACAGUUAUGCUACGCGGAGCUCUUCUCGCCCACAGUCAGCGGUGGAUUCCACAUCUCGACCUGCUCGCUGGCUGGCCGAGAGGUGAUCGCAGGUAAAGUGCGGGCCCCGCUACGUCGUGCGCUGCACCAGCUGCACCCGUUCAGCGCGUGGCUAUCCGCUGAGCCGGCGACAUCGGGUGUUCACGUGGUAUUUCGAGCUCGUUUCCACCGCUCUGAGAGCGACGGAUCGUGCUCGCCCAAGGUAAUGAAUGCUCGACUCUGGAAGCUCGCUAAGGGAUUGUGUAAACUCGACAAGCUGCUGGACAGUGCCCAGGAUGCGCGGGGGCUGAGUACCAGCUGUAUCAACCAUUCUGUAGCUGGUGGCCCGCGGAACUCACGCUGCAUCGUAUGCACGCGGACAAUGUUCUUCGUCUUCAUGAUGCGAAGCUGCAGUCGCUGCGAGCUUUGCUCCUACAACGUGUGUCACGCGUGCUGCUCGAACCAGCACGUGGCCAUCUACAACAGGCAUGUGGCGCCGUUGUUGGUCUGUGCCCGUUGCCAUGAAAGCCUCGACCGAGACGAGUUCGACAGCCAACUGCGAGCCGUGAACCUCGAGCAGUAGUCAUUUCGGAAGGAAGAAACAGGCUACGGACAAGCUUAGGCGGGGAAGUGUAGUCUAACACCGUCUCCAUAUAAGAACAUCAGACAAUUUGUUACGUGCACUUCAACUUGAAGUUGACUUGUACGUCACUCUGAACACGGACGACCACACCACCCCUUCAACCGUCCUAGCAGACGAUAAAUUGGCUUAGACAUACCUCUAGC